This is a messenger RNA of Fraxinus pennsylvanica, 951 nucleotides long. Lineage: Eukaryota; Viridiplantae; Streptophyta; Magnoliopsida; Lamiales; Oleaceae. The record is from the annotation of a GenBank genome assembly.
AUGAGGAAGCCUGCAGAUUCAGUGGUUAAGGCCAAAGGGAAUUACAAGAACAAGAGCAAUUUUAGGAAGCGUUUAUGGUCACCGGAAGAAGACGAGAAGCUGAUGGAUUACAUGUUAACAGAUGGACAAGGGUGUUGGAGGGACAUAGCUAGAAAUGCAGGCUUGCUUAGGUGUGGCAAGAGUUGUCGCCUUCGUUGGAUUAAUUAUUUGAGACCUGACCUUAAGCGCGGUGCGAUUUCCCCACAAGAAGAACAACUAAUCCUUCAUUUGCAUUCCAUUAUGGGCAAUAGGUGGUCUCAAAUUGCUGCACGUCUUCCAGGGAGAACUGACAACGAAAUUAAGAAUUUUUGGAAUUCUACAAUAAAGAAGAGGUUGAAAAAUAACAAUAUCACUUCAACAACAUCCUCUCCAAACAUAUGCAGUACUGUCUCAGUAUCAGCUACUGUUACAGGAGGAAUAAUAAUGCCUUUGCACAACUACUCAUAUAACGUUGUAAACACAUGCAUGGAUUCAUCUUCUUCGAGCAGCCAUUUCAACCGUUUUCUACCAGUUAACAAAAGUUUCGACGCAAAUGGUUCAUCUGUUGUAAGUCCAUUGAAUUUGCCGAUAUAUGUGACACAAGUUGGUACUGCAUCAGGAAGUCGAGGGGGAUUAGAGGAUUGUGGAGUGAUGGAAAAGUGUUUAAUGGGGUUCGAAAAUGACAUUUGUGUUCCUGCAUUAGAGGGUUUCGGGGUUGACAACAUUAAUAAUGGCGUCAAGGGUAGUAAUUAUGUCUUUGACAAGAAAACGGUCAUUAAUAAUAAUAAUAACUUGAAUAAUACUGAAAGCAUGAAAUUAGAGGAUAUGGGAAAUCAUUGGCAAGGAGAGAACUUCAAAUUUGGAGAAUUAGACUGGGAGAAUUUGUUGGCUAAUGUCUCGUCUUUACCUUAUCUUGAUUUCCAAGUUCAAUAA